Sclerotinia trifoliorum is the source of this 2488-nucleotide messenger RNA. NCBI's taxonomy places the organism in Eukaryota, Fungi, Ascomycota, Leotiomycetes, Helotiales, Sclerotiniaceae. The record is from the annotation of a GenBank genome assembly.
UUUCUAAGCGACCCCGCCUCGCAAAUGCGGAUGUUAUCCAUAACCUUAGCCUUCCCGCAUCAAAAUUCUAGAACCUCAAAAACCUUACUUUAGACAAGAAUGUUUAGAUGUCCAUGUUACCAAAACAUGUUGACCAGCUUUAUUUCAACGCGGAAUGUAAGGUAGGAACAGCAAUGAUAUUUUAAAGUAGAUUGUUUUCGACGGACUUCUUAUCCCCAGCUCUCUUAACACAUCAGCAUCAACUCCACCCCGGACUUCGGACGACCACCUCGUGAUCCAAUUUCAUCUGCCAUCCAAUGAACCACCCUUACCAAUGCCCCUCCAACGCCCCGUCGCCGCAAUGUUAUGUACAGGAAGAACAGCGCCGUUUUUAACACGAAUUCCACCACCAUUCCUCCGCCCAUCAUUCAAAACUCGAUUCACUCUCUUCAGUGCAAGAAUGGCAUCAACACUACCGAAACUAGCCCUCUUCGAAGCUAUCUCUAGCCACGAUCCAAAAUCUACAUCAAUUAUACAUUCAGCAUCCGGGAGACGGUUCACAUAUGGUCAAUUACUACAUGAUGUAGCAGAAAGAAAAGACAAGCUCACAAACGAGGCUGGGCAAAAAGGAUUAGAGGGAGAAAGGAUUGCUUUUCUUGUAGAAAAUAGCUAUGAUUAUGUGGGUGCGCAACUCGAAAUAUCCAUAUUUUAAAAGAAUGUAGAUUAAGAUAAUGCAUAGUAACUUUACUCUCCAUAUUUGGGACACACUCUAUAGCUGUUCCACUGUCACCAGCAUUUCCUGCCCAUGAAUUACAAUACAUCUUGGAACAAAGUGAAGCUUCAAUACUAUUGUCUUCAACUAAAUUCGAGAGCAAGGCUCAAGAAGUGAUGAAUACUGGACUGGAGGCAAAACCUAAACAUGUUAAGCUGGAGAAGAAGCUGGAGAACUUGGAUUAUGGAAAAGUCACGUUGGAAGGGCCGUCGGGAGGUAGCGGGGGAAUGAUGUUGUACACAUCAGGGACAACCAAUAGACCAGUGAGCUUCCCCAGUGGCCCCAGCAUAUACACAUUUACUUACAGAAAUCUAGAAAGGUGUCCUGCUUCCCCAAUCCGUCUUGACAGCACAGUCAAAAUCUCUGGUCGAAGCUUGGGAUUACAAUCUACAAGAUCAUCUCCUUCACGUGCUUCCGCUCCACCACAUUCACGGCACCGUAAAUGCCAUUCUAGCCCCGCUAUUCACCGGUUCCACAAUCGAGUUUCUCUUCCCAUUCAACGUCACAGCCGUCUGGCAACGCUUCGCUGCCCCUUUUUUGCCAAAUCCCAAAACAAAAGAGCCCAUCACAUUCUUCACAGUUGUUCCUACCGUCUACAACCGUCUCCUAGCGACCCACAAAGACCUCCCUCCUGAUGUUCAAACCGCAGCAAAGGAAGCCAUCACCCCUCAAAACCUCCGCCUCAACAUUUCCGGCAGCGCGGCCCUUCCCACCCCGACCAAAAACGCCUGGUCCACCCUUUCCUCCAACAACAUUCUCCUCGAACGCUACGGCAUGACCGAAGUAGGCAUGGCUCUCUCCUGCGGUCUAUCCCCCACAGACCGCAUAGACGGUAGCGUAGGCUGGCCUCUACCCAGCGUUCAAGUCCGACUCGUGGACACGGAAACCAACGAAGUGAUCCACGCAGGCUCCGAAAUCGACGCCUACGGCAAAGAACGCGAUGGGGAGAUCCAACUCCGCGGCCCAACCAUCUUCAAAGAAUACUGGCGGAACCCAGAAGCGACCCUCAAAGAACACGUUGAAGAUGCCGAUGGUGGCGGUCGCUGGUUCAAAACGGGUGAUGUAGCCGUUCGUCGCUAUGUUGAUUCUGCCGGGAAAAGUAAUCAACAAUGGGCUCAAGGCCCCAUGUAUUUUAUCCGCGGUCGCAAAUCAGCUGAUAUCAUCAAAUCCGGAGGAGAAAAAGUAAGCGCGCUCGAAGUAGAACGGGAAAUGUUAUCACUGCCCCAGAUAUCAGAAUGCGCCGUCUGUGCCGUCCCAUCGGGAAACUGGGGUCAAAAAGUCGGAGCGGUCGUGGUCCUAAAUGACGAAUAUCUGCAGGGCAAGAAAUGGGGACCGCUGGAUAUGAGAAGAGCCCUUAGGGAACGAUUGGCGGCUUAUAAAAUCCCUCAGGUGAUGAGGCUUGUGGAAUCUAUUCCGAGGAAUGCCAUGGGGAAGAUUAAUAAAAAGGAACUAGUCAAGACCGUUUUUGUAGAUGAUGUUAGUGGAGAUGAGAUGUAGGGUUUUCUCUCUUCUUCUCUGUCUUCCUUUCUCUCUGUACGAUAUGAUAUGAUAUGAUAUAAUCGGACAGAGGGUUUAGAGUGCGGGAUGCGAUGUGAUGCGAUGCGACGUGUUAUAUCUAGAUAUACGACGGUUAGAUGAGCAAGACGACAGACGAAUAGGUAAAAAACAUCAUGGCUCUUUUUUUUAAUUAAAAAAAAAAGGUAAUUCACACGUAACACACCCAGCGUAAAUAAAAUG